GUCAGCGGGAGAAACAGUGCGGCAGUUUGGGGACGAACUCCGCACAACAGUUGGCUUUCCUGCCCAUAAACGGAUAUUUUACAGCCACCCACUCCCGGAGCGAUUGUGAACUUGUGCUGCUCUCUUUGUGGAAAAUCAUCCUCACAGACUCUUUUCUGUCGUCCCUCCAGUCAACUUCGGUGAGGCGAAGCGUCGCCUUCAGCAGCCGUGGAAGCGUCACAUGGGAGUGUGUGUCCGGGUGUGUGACGCCGUGUGUUCACGCCGAACCCGACCGGCAUGGCGGGCGGCAGAGAGCGAGGCUCGCGGACACAGCGGCCGUGGUCGGUGUACCGCGCCAACACCUUCGAGUUGUCCAGCGAGAUGAUCGGCCUGGCACUGGCAGGAAAUAGUCAGGACCCUGAUGAACCAGUGCUGGAGUUCAGUGUCGCUUGCACAGAUCUGGUGACUCCGGCUUUGGAUCGGAAACCAAACAGCUUCGUGGCAGUGAGCUGCACGACGCCGCCGCAGGCCUUCUGGACCAAACACGCCCAGACCGAAGUCAUCGAGGGAACCAGUAAUCCCAUCUUCCUCAGCAGUGUCGCCUUCUUCCAGGAGUCCAACAUCAACCACCAGACGCAGGUGAAGCUCGCCGUGUACGACGUGAAGGACCGGUCGCAGGGCACGAUGUACAUGCUGGGUUCGGCUCUGUUUCCUGUCAAGGAGCUGCUGCACGAGAAGAGCCACAGAUUACAGCUGGAGCUGAGAUCAGCAGAGAACCAGCGGGUGGGAAACAUCACCAUCGCCGCCUGGCAGAUGGAGGACAGAGCCGAUCAGAGGAUGUCGGUGGGACGACUGCCGGACAGCAUCAACGGACGGACGGUGCUGCCGGUCGACGAGAGUCUGACCGAGUCGAUGGGAGUCCGGAUCAAGUACGCGUCGCUAUGCAAAGACACGCUGCUGCGCUCAGUGUUCGGCGGCACCAUGUCCAGGAUGUACCGCUUCCCCACCACCGACGCCAACCACCUCCGGGUGCUGGAGCAGAUGGCCGAGAGCGUCCUGUCGCUGAACAUUCCCAGACAGUUUGUCAAACUGCUGCUGGAGGAGGACGCCGCCAGAUAUUACAAACGCGAAUCAAUAAGAAAAAAGUACAACACAUCACUGAACAUACAAAUGAGUCCGUCGUUCAAAGCCAGCAACCUGAAGGCGGAGAGGAAGCUGGAGUUCAUGCCGACCAACCUCCACGUUCAGAGGAUGAGGGUGCAGGACGAGCUGGGCUUCGAGCACACCUACGACGUGGUGACCAUCGGCGCUCCAGCUGCUCACUGUCAGGGCUUUAAGAACAGCGGACUGAGGAAGCUCAUCCAGAAGUUUGAGGAGGCAAAGAAGCACAGCGCCCUCUCCAGCUCGCAGUCCAUCGUCUACAUCCCGCAGGACAUCGUCCGAGCCAAAGAGAUCAUCGCCCACAUCAACACGCUCAAGACUCAGGUCAGCUACUACGCCGAGAGGCUUUCGCGGGCCGCCAAAGACCGAUCGGCCAGCGGACUGGAGAGGACGCUCGCCAUUCUGGCUGAUAAGACUCGUCAGCUGGUGACGGUGUGCGACUGCAAACUGCUGGCGUCGGCCAUCCAGGCCCUGAACGCGGCGCGGCCCGAGUACAUCGCCUCCAAAGCGUCUCCUUCCGCCGAGUCGGAACAAGUAGUCCUCCGCAACGACCAGGACACGCUGCUGGCCAAGUGGAGCGGUCGCAACAGCCGAUCUUCGCUGCACGUGGACUGGCACGAAGAGGAGUGGGAGAAGGUGUGGCUGAAUGUGGACAAAUCCCUGGAGUGCAUCAUCCAGCGAGUGGACAAGCUGCUUCAGAAAGAGAGGAGGCCAAGCGUGGGCAGUCAGGACAGUUCCCAGAGUGACCUGCAGGGCGGCAGCACCAAGAAAGGUGAUGGGAAAAGACGAGCUUUCUGGAUCAACCCAGGAAACAUGUCGCAGGAGUCUCCAUCCUUACCACCACCAUCAUCAUCAUCACCUUCAUCAUCAGAGCCUCCUCCACCUUCAUCACCGCCUCCAUCCUCCUCCUCCUCCUCUGCACGUCCUCCCAGCCCCGAAACCUAUGCGAGCCCCGGUGCUGAGGAGGCGUAUCCAGGCGAGUGGAGCGAGGCGCUGUACCCCCUCCUCACCACGCUCACCGAGUGCGUCGCCAUGAUGAGCGACAAGGCCAAGAAGUCGAUGGUGUUCCUGUUGAUGCAGGACAGCGCUCCCACCAUCGCCAUGGACGUGUCGCUGCAGUACCGCCGCGACGUCGUCUUCUGCCAGACGCUCACCGCGCUCAUCUGCGGCUUCAUCAUCAAACUGAGGAACUGUCUCCGUGACAACGGGUUCCUGCGACAGCUCUACACCAUCGGCCUGCUGGCUCAGUUCGAGUCCCUGCUCAGCACCUACGGAGAGGAGCUCGCCAUGCUGGAGGACAUGAGCGUCGGCAUCAUGGAUCUGCGUAACGUCACCUUUAAGGUCACCCAGGCGACCGGUAGCUCCGCCCCCGACAUGCUGCCCAUCAUCACGGGGAACCGCGACGGCUUCAACGUUCGCAUCCCGCUGCCAGGAACCAUGUUCGACGCUCUGCCUCGAGAGAUCCAGAGCGGCAUGCUGCUGAGGGUUCAGCCGGUUCACUUCAACGUGGGCAUCAACGAGCAGCAGACGCUGGCGGAGAAGUUCGGAGACACGUCCCUGCAGGAGAUCAUUAACUCGGAGAGUCUCUCCAGACUGAACUCCUACUACGAACAGUUCAAAGAAGUCCUGCCUGAGGACUGCCUCCCGAGGUCUCGUUCUCAGACUUGUCUUCCUGAGCUGCUGAGGUUUCUGGGCCAGAACGUCAACGCCAGGAAAAACAAGAACGUGGACAUCCUCUGGCAGGCGGCCGAGAUCUGUCGGCGGCUGAACGGCGUUCGCUUCACCAGCUGCAAAAGCGCCAAAGACCGCACGGCGAUGUCGGUGACGUUGGAGCAGUGCCUGAUCCUGCAGCACGAGCACGGCAUGGCGCCGCAGGUCUUCACGCAGGCCCUCGACUGCAUGCGCAGUGAAGGCUGCCGGCGAGAAAACACGGUGAAGAACGUCGGAUGCCGAAAAUACGCCUUCAACUCGCUGCAACUCAAGGCCUUCCCCAAACACUACCGACCGCCGGACGGCACCUACGGCAAAGUGGAAACCUGACGGGGAAGCUGUGGACGUUCUGCCUCCUGCUUGGUGACGGAGGUCAGACUGAGGACAAUCAAGACGCUGGUCAGAGACGGCGUCACGGUGAACAAACAGCUUCACCGGCCUGAUAGAGAACAUUUCCACCACCUUAGUUCAACAACAGUUGUAGGUGCUGCAUUAGUUGCUUGUGUCAUAUUAAGCAGAACACGAGAUCGUUUUUUGUUUUCAGCUGUAAAGGAGAAAGAGAAGCACUGCCUCAGUCACCUGAGAUCAAACUCUGGUUUAUAAAACAUGCAGGUCGUCACGUUUGACCAGUUUUCACAGUGAAAUCAAGAGAAAACUGAUUUAAUUCAGCAAAAGAGAAGUAAAAUGGUUAAAAACAGACGGUUGUUCAGAGGAGAGACUUCACUUCAGUCUUUUUUGGUUGGUUUAUUCCACCUCGAAUCAUCUCCUCGACCAUCGACGAUUCGCUUUAAACCUUUACAUCCUAAACUCUGGAUAUUUAAAACGCUGUCUGUGACAUUUUAGCCUCACAUAUUAAAUACUUUCUGGAAUAAAACAAACCAAAUUAACCCCAGUUUCACAUGUAAAUUUGAGGCUGUUUGAGCGACGACAUCUCAGAAACUAUUAAAGAUGAAAACCUGAGAUCUUCACUCAUGUUUCUCAUCAUUUCAUUAAUUCAGAAUCUAUAAUAUUAGACAAGCAGAUCGAAUCAUGUCUGGAGAAUAAAUGGAACUCUUAAUUAAAAACCAACUCAAUCAGUCAACAAAAACAACUUCCUGUUUUCAUUUUUGUGACCAAGUAUUUCACAUUAGAAGCUGUUUUAUAUGUUUUUGUGACGUGCAGCUACAUGUGAUUUAUCAAAUAUCACUCGCUCACGUCUGCGUUGACACAUUUCUUCCUAAUUUGUGCUCAAAGAUGGAACUUUUCACGUUUCAUUUUCAAAGAAUGUUUGAUCUACUUGUCUAAUGUUGUAGAUUCUGACAAAUAAAUUCAGUUUUUUUCUUUAAUAGUUCCUGGGAUGGAUUUCAACAUGAGAAAAAACCUGCUGAAGAACAUUUCUCAGGCAGUGUUUGAUAUAAAAAUCUAAAAUUUCACAGAUAUUUUUCUAAGAUUUCAGGUAAAUCCGAGACGGUCGAGCAGAAACGGUUCUAAACAUGUGUCUGUUUGACCCACAUGUAAAACCUUCAUGGCCUUACUCGUCUUCUCCACACACGCCGCCACGUAGCAUAAAGCUAAACUAGCAUCUUUAACCAUCCAGAAACAGUAGCAGUGUUACGGGAACGUUACCUGAAGUGCCCUUGAGCAAGAAUCCAAACGCCACCGACCAGCCUGGAGCGGAAACAGGAGAUCAGUCCAGAUGUGGAGCUCGUUAGCAGCAGAAAACCUGUCGUCUGCUUUUUUAAGUCGGACGGAGCAACGUGAUCGACGUGGAGGUCAUUUUGUGGCUCUUUUUGCUCCAUGUUUGGUCUCCACCGCCUUUAUUUAUCCGCUAAACGCUUCACAUUAACACAGUUUCCAUUUAAAACACACAACUUCUGGCCUUUAGUUUGCACUGAGAUGAUUAGAGCUCGUAUUAAAGGAGCUUUUAAAGCAGAUGUGGACCAACUUCAAACCAAAAAUCGUGAAAAGAAAACCCGUCCCAUCAUGAGGGAGGAUUUCUGUAAAAGUUUGAUGGAGUACAAAGUGCUCAAUUUGAUAAAUCUACAGACUAAACUGCUGUCUGUCUGAAUCUGACGGAAAACGAUCGCAAACCUUGAAUGUCAGUUUCUGUAACUCGUAAAGUGUUCAAUCUCCUUAAAGUCCUCUAAACAAAGACGAAGCUUAAAACAAAUCUAAGGUGAAGGAAGACGUCAAAAUGCAGAUAAAAAGUCAGUAAAAUGGGAAAUAAGUAGCAUAAAGUGGGAUAAACAUCAUGAAAACACUGUGUCCUUAUUCCACCUUUAGUUUCUAUGCAAUCAGUUUCCACCUCACAACGUUUGAAAAGUGUCAGAAAGAAGCCGUCGGACCUCAUGAAAGCUGAAAAAUGUCUGUUUCUACUUGAAUAAAAUCCCUCUGAGACACGUGCUGUGGAUGCUUUUGUGUUUAUUUCUGCAGAAUUCAUGCGCAGCGAUCAGUUUGAGCCACACGGGGGCGUCACAGCUCAGAAAAUCCACCUCCCAGCUGGACUUUUGAAACAUUUCAGCAGCUCGGAUCGUCACAUUCGGCUGCUCUUUAGGUGAAAUCAUGCUGUAGGUCCUCUGAUCAGCUGCUGUUUGUUCUGCUGAUGUGAAAACGUCUGUAAAUGUUUUCAUGUUGUACAAAAACUGUCAAUAUCUGACGCCGAAAUAAAUCUGAACCGGG
This is a messenger RNA of Stegastes partitus (bicolor damselfish), 5508 nucleotides long. Its product is annotated as type I inositol 3,4-bisphosphate 4-phosphatase-like. Gene Ontology annotation, molecular function: phosphatidylinositol-3,4-bisphosphate 4-phosphatase activity. Gene Ontology annotation, cellular component: cytoplasm. The record is from RefSeq and is a predicted model, not a curated record. The transcript is spliced from 26 exons. The coding region runs from base 277 to 3180 and encodes 967 amino acids. Lineage: Eukaryota; Metazoa; Chordata; Actinopteri; Pomacentridae.